Pseudopipra pipra is the source of this 463-nucleotide messenger RNA. RefSeq names its product interleukin-8-like. Gene Ontology annotation, cellular component: extracellular region. Lineage: Eukaryota; Metazoa; Chordata; Aves; Passeriformes; Pipridae. The transcript has 4 exons. Gene Ontology annotation, molecular function: chemokine activity. The record is from RefSeq and is a predicted model, not a curated record. Gene Ontology annotation, biological process: defense response; immune response; chemotaxis. The coding region runs from base 149 to 463 and encodes 104 amino acids.
GCUGUGAUGCUGCAGUGCACAGGGCAGCCAGGCAGGAUAUAAACACGGGCAGCCCAGAGCACAGGCACUCGCCACCCCGGGAGCUGCCCGAGCUCACCCCACCACAGACCCAGGCCCAGGCGACUCGAGGAACGCACACUCCUGCAUCAUGAUGGGCAAGGCUGUGGCUGCUGUCCUGACUCUGCUCCUGAUCUCAGCAGUGGGAACACAAGGUCAGGCCCUGGCACGGUCAGCCAUUGAACUCCGGUGCCAGUGCAUAGGCACCCAUUCCAGGUUCAUCCAUCCCAAGUUCAUCCAGAACGUGAACCUCAGCCCCAGCGGACCUCACUGCGAGAAUGUCGAAGUUAUAGCUACCCUGAAAGACGGCAGAGAAUUGUGCCUGGAGCCCACUGCUCCCUGGGUGAAGCUGAUCAUCAAGGCAAUUCUAGACAAGGCAAACCCCAAACCUGAGACGGUGUCCUAA